ACAAAGCCGACUGGGUGCCUUUUUAGCACCACACGCUCGCGCGUGAGAACGCCGACGGCUCGGUUCCAACAGCUACCGCAAAUCCGGUCCCGGAGUGAAGGCACAGUCUCAUUAUUGGAAUACAAUACAAAAUAUGAUAAACGAAGGAUUUAUCCGAACGGGGCUGACUGGGGAUCGAAUCGGAUCUUUUGGCUGGUUAUUUACUAGGUGUCCGACUGGAAUGCAUAUUAUGGUGUAUGUUUCAAUUGACGAAUGAAUGUUGUGCGUCAACUUCGCAUUGCUGCCGCCUUGUUUUGGUGACUUUGAGGAAUCUAUACAUUUUGAAUGCUCACUCCGAUGAGAGCAAAUGGAAUCGUGCGUUAGGGUCAUCCUCCUAUCUCUCUCAUAAGGGGGGCAGGUCUCCCUUGUGUUUGAGACAUUCCAUUUCAAUGGCAUCCCCUGUACAGUAUACUUAAAGAAUAGGAGAAUAACGAGGAUAUCAACAUCUAGCUCCAUCCCACACCACAUGCCAUGGAUCCCCUACCAGAGUACUCCCUGUUCCUUGUCCGGAUCCUGGAGGAACUAGACACUAAACACAGUAGUGUGUCCUACCAGGACCUCUGUAAGUCCCUGUGUGCCCGCUUUGACCUGGUCCACUUGGCCAAGCUACGGAGCCUUCUGUUCUACACAGCCUGCCUGGACCCAGCCUUCCCUGCCACUCUCUUCAAAGACAAGAUGAGAUGUACUGUUGAGGACCAGCAGUCUAAGAAACUCAUGGUGGCAGCGGAUAUCGUCACUAUGUUUAACCUAAUCCAAAUGAACGGGGGGAUCGCCAAAGAUAAGCUCCCGAUGGCACCACCGAGGCCCAAAUUCCACAAGAACCAGUCGUUUGAGUCAUGUAGGUCCGACACUGAUGUUUAUAAGUACCAGGACUAUGAGAGGGGCGGCGGUUAUGACCUCAUGGAUCAACCCUCCAGGGCGGGUCACCACCCCCACCAUCGCCCCAUGUCCCAAAACAACUCCUCCCACCCCUGCCCACACCCCCAUCUCCACUCCGCCAACUGCAGAUCCAACUGCAGCCCGCAGUUUAUCCCGACUUCUGACCCUAACUUCCUAUUGGGCGUCAACAAGGAUCUAAAAUGUCGAGCAGCAUCGCUAGAUAAGCUGCAGCACCUGCCCCAGUACUCGAGCUGCAGUCCUCCCUCGCCGCCCUGCGAGAUGCAGAGCACCUACUUUCCCAUAGACAUUGACAGUGAGUCCACCACAGACCAGGAGUCCCUGCAACACAUCAACCACACGGAGCCCUUCUCUGUCCACUCCUGUGUCCAGAAGAGAAACAUCUUCAAGGAGGAUUUUCACAACCUGCUAGCGUUCUCCCCACAGGUCAUCACCUCAGAGUGCAAGCCAAACAUCAGGGCAACUGGAGGCUACCACCGGAGAGAGCUCCACAAACCUGCCACGUUCUUCAACCACAGCUUCGAGCUGCCCUACAGUAACCCCUACUUUGAGCCUACUAUGAACUCGCCCAUUCAGGAGAAACGGCGAGCGAAGCACGAGAGUCUGGACGACCUUCAAGCGUCUACGUAUUUCGGCCCAACGACAGUGACGGAGUGCGUGAACACACGGAGGAGUACGGCUAGGCCGGGGAAGCAGCCAAUUUGGCCCGUGAAAAGCCUGAGUCUCAACGCUGAAGAAGGGCCACCGGAUUUCGAGAGGUCAUUUCUGAAUGGGAAACCGCUGAAAGACAAUCAUCGCCACAAUGUAGUCAAUAAAGAGAAUGAGCAGCACUUCCAGUGCGCCAAAGAGAAAGUGGUGGCCUCCCCUUCAGGGUUCGCAAAGAAAACCAACGGGUUGAAAACAAAGGAUAUGUCUUCAAUGGCGUGCGGUCCCGGGGUGGGUGUCGACAAAAGAGAGGUUGGGAAAAGAUUUAAAGAGAAAGGCAUCAACAGUACGUCUUUUCAGGGAGGUAACAUAGACAUCUCGUCCAGCGUAGGGACACAAACGGAGCAGGCCGAACAGAGGAAGCUAAAAGACUAUGCCGCCGCUCAUGCAAAAUACGCCGAGAGAGAGAGGCACUCGUGCAAACACUCGGAAGAGGACUCUGAGAUCAUCAGCGAUGACAUCAGUGACAUAUUCCGCUUCCUUGACGACAUGAGCGUGUGCGACUCGCUGGGCGUCAUCCAAUCAUCGUGCUACAACAGCAUCGGAUCUCUCUCUCAGGUGACCAUGAAGUCUGACGGUGACAGCUCACCCGAAUGCAACACGGUCAAACUGGCCAAGUCCAAGCUGGACUGCCUCUUUCACUCCCUAGAGAACACGGACGACGAGCUCAAAUCGAGCGUCUGCAAGCUUGUAAUGAGGAUAGGUGAGAUCGAGAAGAAGCUGGAGUCUCUGUCCGGAGUCCGAGGGGAGAUCUCGCAGGUGCUCUCCAAGCUCACCAAACUCGACGAGAAGAUUCAGGAACCCGAAACCAACGGGAGACCAGGCGAAAACGCUUUAGCCACCACUUCCACCCCAGAUCACCUUCACCCUGACCCCAACCUCUCGCCCCAUGUCUUUCAGUGCCACACGACAGGCCACAACAUCAAAGUGGACAACGGAUCAGUGGAGUGGGGCUGCUCAGACAGUGAGAGUCUGAGGGUCAAGGCAAUUAAGAAAAGUAUGUUCACGCGGAGGUCGUCACGCUCACUCAAUGAGGAGAACAGCGCCACGGAGUCAAAGGUGGCGAGCAUCACCAACUCACCACGGGACUGGAGGACGGUGUCGUAUACCUCGCACCAUGGGGACGAGGGCAAAGACAAGGACAGAGACAGAGACCGAGACCGAGAAAGGGACACCAAGGACAGACACAGGAAAGCCAAAGAGUCAGAGCGGGAGCGCCAGUAUGAGAUCGCCCCCCAGGUCCACCGCUCCUCAAAGCCCCCCAAGGACUCCUACCUGGUGGAGCAGGUGUUCUCACCGCACCCCUUCCCCCCCUCCGUCAAGUCCCACAUGAAGGGCAGCCCCCUGUACACGGACCUCAGGCUCACAGGCCUGUCGGGUGACGGCAAACGGGGUCAGCCCUCCUGGACCAUCGAGGAGUACAAGCGCAAUGCGGGUGGCGAGAAAGGCAAGCAGCUUACCGCCCUGAACCUGCAGACGCAGGAGUCAUUGAACCCCAAUAACCUGGAGUACUGGAUGGAGGAUAUCUACACGCCGGGUUACGAUUCGCUGCUGAAGAGGAAGGAAGCGGAGUUUCGGAGAGCCAAGGUGUGCAAGAUUGGAGCGCUGAUUGCCGCAGCCGCCUGCACUGUGAUCCUGGUCAUCGUUGUGCCCAUAUGCACUAUGAAGUCAUGAAGUGCUCCAAGUCGUGCUCUACGAAGUGCUCAAAGUCGCACACUUUCCCUCUGCCCCUGUUUAUUAUGGCUAAUUGUGAAAGGACUGAAUACGUGUGAGCAAUAUGGUAUCAGUCCAAUUACAGGAGCAGCCCUCUGAUUGGCUAUGUGGACGUUUGAAGAGUGAGGUACAUGUAUUGUUUAAUGUGAAUCUGGCCUAUGUUCGUGGUAUUGGAAUGAAGUCUAUGUUCUUUUCUACAUGAUUUAGUUGUUAUGCCACGGGAUAGAGCAUUGGUAUUAGGCAAUCGUCAGUACACAUUCAUAAUGACUUUGUUCAGAGGGGAAUGUUGCAAGUUUGAUCUUUUCUAUUUAUUUUUGCCUAUAUUUACUUAUUGACAUUUAUGUAUUUAUGAUCAAAGACAGACGGUAUGCAACGGGAAUGUACACAAUGUCUACAGUAUAUCUUUUACAUUUAAAUUUAUAUUGUAUUGGUGUACGAUGUUCCAGAAUAUUACGAGUACAAUAUUUAUUUCACUUUUUCUCUUUGUUAAAGGGGCAAUCUGCAAUUCAAAGAAAAACAACAAAGCGGCUACCCAGCCAAUGUUUUUGUUAACUGAAACAGAUUAUCUGUACAGUAUACUGUCGACAGCUGAGUUUGUUUUUGUUUACUGAAACAGAUUAUCUGUAAAGUAUACUGUCGACAGCUGAGUUUGUUUUUGUUUACUGAAACAGAUUAUCUGUACAGUAUACGGUCGACAGCUGAGUUUGUUUUUGUUAACUGAAACAGAUUAUCUGUACAGUAUACGGUCGACAGCUGAGUUUGUUUUUGUUUACUGAAACAGAUUAUCUGUACAGUAUACUGUCGACAGCUGAGUUUGUUUUUGUUAACUGAAACAGAUUAUCUGUAAAGUAUACUGUCGACAGCUGAGUUUGUUUUUGUUAACUGAAACAGAUUAUCUGUACAGUAUACUGUCGACAGCUGAGUUUGUUUUUGUUUACUGAAACAGAUUAUCUGUAAAGUAUACUGUCGACAGCUGAGUUUGUUUUUGUUUACUGAAACAGAUUAUCUGUACAGUAUACUGUCGACAGCUGAGUUUGUUUUUGUUUACUGAAACAGAUUAUCUGUACAGUAUACGGUCGACAGCUGAGUUUGUUUUUGUUUACUGAAACAGAUUAUCUGUACAGUAUACUGUCGACAGCUGAGUUUGUUUUUGUUUACUGAAACAGAUUAUCUGUACAGUAUACUGUCGACAGCUGAGUUUGUUUUUGUUAACUGAAACAGAUUAUCUGUAAAGUAUACUGUCGACAGCUGAGUUUGUUUUUGUUUACUGAAACAGAUUAUCUGUAAAGUAUACUGUCGACAGCUGAGUUUGUUUUUGUUUACUGAAACAGAUUAUCUGUACAGUAUACUGUCGACAGCUGAGUUUGUUUUUGUUUACUGAAACAGAUUAUCUGUAAAGUAUACUGUCGACAGCUGAGUUUGUUUUUGUUAACCGAAACAGAUUAUCUGUACAGUAUACGGUCGACAGCUGAGUUUGUUUUUGUUAACCGAAACAGAUUAUCUGUAAAGUAUACUGUCGACAGCUGAGUUUGUUUUUGUUUACUGAAACAGAUUAUCUGUAAAGUAUACUGUCGACAGCUGAGUUUGUUUUUGUUUACUGAAACAGAAUAUCUGUACAGUAUACUGUCGACAGCUGAGUUUGUUUUUGUUUACUGAAACAGAUUAUCUGUACAGUAUACUGUCGACAGCUGAGUUUGUUUUUGUUUACUGAAACAGAUUAUCUGUACAGUAUACUGUCAACAGCUGAGUUUGUUUUUGUUUACUGAAACAGAUUAUCUGUACAGUAUACUGUCGACAGCUGAGUUUGUUUUUGUUAACUGAAACAGAUUAUCUGUACAGUAUACGGUCGACAGCUGAGUUUGUUUUUGUUAACUGAAACAGAUUAUCUGUACAGUAUACUGUCGACAGCUGAGUUUGUUUUUGUUUACUGAAACAGAUUAUCUGUACAGUAUACGGUCGACAGCUGAGUUUGUUUUUGUUUACUGAAACAGAUUAUCUGUACAGUAUACGGUCGACAGCUGGAUUUGUUUUUGUAGACAGCGUCUGAUAUUUUAUUUUAGUAUAAUUGCUGUAUAAUGUAUUUUAAUGAGAGUUAUUUUUUGAUGAAUUAUCUGGUAGAAUGUGAUGAGGUGCACCAGAUAUUAUUUAUCUUUAUCUAUAAUAAUAAUAAUAACCAGAGUUUUAAUUCAUGGGAUUUUGUGUAAUGCCUUUUCUAAAUAGACAUACAGUAUAUUGAAGUACUGUAGUUGAAAUAGACGAAUAACAGACAGUACAUACAGUAGAUUGUAAAAACAAUAUAAAACACUACAGAGCUAACCUGAAUGUAUUGAAAGUAGCAUUACUCACAGAGAGGGCAAAACACACAUAUCAUUUUUCAUUGUCUCUUGAGCAGAAUUGAGUUGAAUGUUGCACUCCUUUCCUUGCUUUAGAUAGUUUAACUACUAGCCAAAAGCACAUAGCUGCAGUAGGGAGCUCUGAAGUAGGGAGUUAUUCUUUGCCUUGUGAGAGUGUUUUAUACAGUAAAUACUUGACGUUUCUACUGUUGACUAACUGAGCAGCUCUGGGAGAGACACUUGUAUUAGUUCAGUCAGCGGUAUCGACUGCACCAAUCUCCCAGGCUGUCAGAAACACUAACACUUGCAGAAGCUUCUUAUGAAGUGCUGUGUCACCUUGUAAAUAUUCAUUGCACCUUCUAUAGAGCAUUAUGACAUGUUGUAUUAAUUAAGCAAUACGACACAAUAGGUUAUGAUGUAUCGUGGCUGUAUGACAUCUUAAUAGCCCCAUGCCUCGUUGCUUUACCUUACAGUUUCCUAACGGUCCAUGACUGCAUUCCAAUGUGGUUUGAAUGUGCUAUGAAUGUUUAUAAGGCAUUGUAACACUUUGUAAGAAUCUGAUUCAAGUAAAGAUACAGUCCCUCCACUCAAGCCCUGCCUACCCAUCUAGUCUCCUAAGAGGCCUUAGAACCACUGAAUGCAAACUACCUGCCGUUAAGGUUGUGUCCCAAUAGUUUUGAAGAACGUCCUUGUCUCAUCAUCAACUGUAGCGGUGGUGAUGAAAGGAAGGAGAUGAAUAGGGGAAGCUAUUUCAUAGUUCUGAGACACAACGUGAGAUUCACAUCUCCACUCAUGAACCUGAGCUCAGAGACAGUAGGCAAACCAAGAUGGCCGAUCACACACACGUCACCCAGUAAACCAGGGGAUGCUCUACUCCAGUCCUCCUUGGUUUCCCUCUCAAGUUAGUUCAUUUAGGCCGUGUUCAAGGCUGACUACAUUGCAGACUCCUGGCAGAUAUCAAAACGCCUGGAUAGAUGUUUAAGAUAUCAGCUAACCACAUCCUAUGAUAUAGCAAUCUGAUGCCUGACUGCAGUCGAUGACGUGGCAAGCAACCGUUGGUUGAUGCAAUGCAACGUCUGCAAUGUAGUUGGCUUGGAACACAACCUUUAUGCUAGUGAUUUAUUUGCCACUUCAGGUGUUCCUGGCACAACUGGGAGAGAACGUUGUCAUACUACAAAAAUUAACAUGAGGAAGUACGCACUUCAGGUUGUAAACAUUAGAAUUUCUCUUGUUUGAUAUAAGCGUUCAAAAGUAGACACAAUAACCUGAUAAUGAAGCACUGGACCACUCAGUUUGAUGUCAGGUUUGCCCGUUAGGAGAGGACUGGAGUUGAGCCCCCCACCUAAUGGGUGAAGGGUGAAGUUACUGCAGGUUGACGUUUAUUGUCAUGAGUCUUGUCCUGGAGGCAGAAUUGAGCGAAUCCUCCUUAGAUAGGUCAGAUGCGAAGUCAAAAUUGGCUAUAUUGUAAAAAUGUUAUUUAAGGUUGGGUUAGGCAUUAGGGUUAGCAGUGUGGUUAACGUUAGGGUUAGGUUUAAAAUCAGAUUUUAUUACUUUGUGGCUGCACCCUCUAGUGACCACUCUGCAGAGCUGCCUCCAGAACAAGAUUCUGGAUGAAAAACGCUGACCUACGAAGAUGCCUCUAGAUGCUGAUCUUGGGUCACUUUAGCAUUUUCCUCACCGAUGGAUUGGGGAGGGGAAUCUGAUCCUAGAUCUGUACCUAGGGGAAACUUCUCCCCUGAGCGGUGUAAUGAUUACCCAGUGGAUUUGCCUUCAACACAGGAACUGUGAGCCGCAGCACACUGUAGUAGUCUGUAAAUAGUUAGAUGCACACAUCAUGGCAACAGGUGUAAACUGGAAUAUACCACAAUAAAAGACAACUGUUCUGAC
Molecule: messenger RNA, 7574 nt
Organism: Salmo salar (Atlantic salmon)
Lineage: Eukaryota; Metazoa; Chordata; Actinopteri; Salmoniformes; Salmonidae
Product: major intrinsically disordered Notch2-binding receptor 1
Biological process (GO): negative regulation of cell population proliferation; negative regulation of TOR signaling
Cellular component (GO): plasma membrane
Source: RefSeq, a predicted model, not a curated record